CCUGAGUAGAGAGAUCCACGCACAGACUCCCUCCUGGGCUUCUGGCAGCAUGGCCCCACUGAAGACGCUGGCCCUGGUCAUCCUCCUCCUGGGAGCAUCUCUGCAGCACAUCCAUGCAGCUCGAGGAACCAAUGUGGGCCGGGAGUGCUGCCUGGAGUACUUCAAGGGAGCCAUUCCCAUCAAAAGGCUGGUGUCCUGGUACCAGACCUCAGCGGAGUGUCCCAAGAAUGCCGUCGUGCUUGUAACCGUCCGGGGCAGGGCCAUCUGCUCGGACCCUAAUGACCGCAGAGUGAAGAAGGCAGUGAGACACUUGCAGAGCCUUGCCAAGUCCCACAGCCCCAUCACCAGGGCGCCCUGA
Carlito syrichta (Philippine tarsier) is the source of this 358-nucleotide messenger RNA. It is a transcript of the gene CCL17, whose product is annotated as C-C motif chemokine ligand 17. Gene Ontology annotation, molecular function: chemokine activity; CCR chemokine receptor binding. Gene Ontology annotation, biological process: positive regulation of GTPase activity; neutrophil chemotaxis; immune response. The transcript is spliced from 3 exons. Bases 50 to 358 code for a protein of 102 amino acids. The record is from RefSeq and is a predicted model, not a curated record. NCBI's taxonomy places the organism in Eukaryota, Metazoa, Chordata, Mammalia, Primates, Tarsiidae. Gene Ontology annotation, cellular component: extracellular region.